Messenger RNA from Sporothrix brasiliensis 5110, 2346 nucleotides. Its product is annotated as DNA repair protein sae2/ctip. Gene Ontology annotation, biological process: DNA repair. The record is from RefSeq and is a predicted model, not a curated record. The coding region runs from base 1 to 2346 and encodes 781 amino acids. The transcript is spliced from 2 exons. Lineage: Eukaryota; Fungi; Ascomycota; Sordariomycetes; Ophiostomatales; Ophiostomataceae.
AUGUCUGACGCCGUCCGUCAAGGGCGGCCAGCCUUGCUUCAGGCAAUUGAGCGCGCGUUGGAUGGAAUGAACGAGAAAGUGACAGCAGACUUUCAGAGGCGCGACGAAGAAUGGCGGCAAAAGUACAACAAACUGCGAGCAGACUCGCAGGCAUCGCAGGGGCAGAUGGAAUCCGAGAUGAGCCAGCUGCGGAGUCAGGUUGCGACGCUGACAGAUUCUCUUCAGCGGUCCGAGGCCGCACGGAAUGCCGCGCACCAGAGUGGGCCGGUCACAGCAGGCGACGUCAAUUCACAGGAGAGCAUGUCCGAGCUCGUGCAAGAGCUUCAGGAGGCCCUAGAAAAGUCGAAUAUGCGACAUGCGGUGGCCAAGUCGCAGCUCGAAGAAGUGGUGGCGUUGGUUCGGAAGCGCAAGGCCGAAACGCUCCGAUGGGUGGAAUAUGCCGACAGCCUCGAGGUGAAAAUCAAGAAGCUGGAGAAGAAACUGGCCGCGGCCCGACAGACGGCCGUACCGCUCGAGGACCGUACAUCCACGCCAGCAGCACUCGAUAUGGUAGAGAAAACACAGCCACAGCCACAGCCGCAACCGCAACCACAGGCCGAAGUCACCAAGCCGACCCUGAGCGCUAGUUUCACCUCAUCGGAAACAUAUUCUUUCUUGGGCCACCCGACGGCGGACGAUGACGGCGCUGAGCCGGAACUGCCGCCACAAAAAGUCCCUAAAGGGACCCGUGCGGAUGGUGCGAACAACGAGACUGUACCGGACUCCACACAAAGCGAGCCGUCGUCAGACGCGGCGCAGCCCGACCUUCCCGACCUGACCGCGCUUCCCACGCCGCGUGCGACCAGCUCAGACGACGUUGCUGGCCAUGUGACGAUUAAGAACGAGCCGUCCUCCGACGGGCCUGAGAUCAUCUGGGAACGAGUGACUAAGAAGCUCAAGAAGGGCGCGAACGACCGAUCGAACGACCGCCAAACACCGCAGAUCCUGCCGGCGGUGAAGCGAGAAAGCUCCGACAACACGCCUCGGGCACUGGGUUUAGCGAACUACCGGGAGUCACAAGAGAGCAUCGACCUCGACGAGGGGCAGCUCACAGUGCAAACACCACGGAAAAGGCAUCUCUUUUACCAGCAACAACUGCUCUUGGAAAGAGACAACAGCGACGAGUCGAGUCCAGCUGCGUCCCAAGAAAAGCCCGCAGAUGAGCCAGGCGCCCAAGUCUCCAGGGACACUGAAGACUCCAAGCCCGCUACCGUAGCAGCGUGUCUGGUUCCGCAGCCACCACCUCCCGCGCGACCUUUGCCGUGCACGCCAUCUACGCCGCUGGCGCCGAUUUCUGGCAACGUCCGCCGUGGGCCCAAGGACCCGGUGAAGGGCCUUACGUCUCUGAAGCGAGGUAUCGAAUCGCUGGCUGAAGACAAUCAGGCCUACGACUCGCCCUCUGUCACUUCAAAGCGCACGGCCAUGGAGCCACCGAGCACGACAAGACAGACUCGACUCCGCUCGCUGCUUAAUUCGCGGCCAUCCGAGCCGAGUCCUGUUUCGUCGUCGCUUCCACGAGCAACCGCUAUCCCGCGAACUCAUGGCGGCACAGACAGUCCGACUGCUGGUCUCUUUGGACGGCCACCGCCGACGCGGAAGCUGCCGCAUCUUCGCGAUGACGACAACGUGUCUCUGCCGAGAACGCCCAGCGCGGCUCCUGCACGACAUGCUGGCACGCCCGCGGCCGCGGGGCUCGCUACACCCACCACAAACCCAUUGACAGCGGCGCUGCUGGCCGCCAAGGCCGAGAGCACGGCCAAGAAGGUGUCGUCGCCCCUGCGCGGCCGGCCCGUCGACCGCCUCAAGCUGGACGACUUCAAAAUCAACCCAGCCUUCAACAACGGCGAGACGUUUGCGUACAACGAAGUGGUGCGCGGCCGGGCAGACCGUGCCGGCCUGUCGGGCUGCACCGACCCGCAGUGCUGCGGCAAGGCCUUUCGCAGCAUGGCGACGUCCGAGCUGGACGCCGCCGGCCCCGCCCAUCUCCGACGCUCCGAGUGCCUUGUCUUGAUGGAGCGGCACCUGGGCGACGGCGCCUACAUGCUGGGCCAGAUGUCGCCCGAGGAGAAGAAGGCGCUGUGGCUCGAGGCGCGCACAAAAGAGCUUGCUGACAAGUACGGCAAGCACCGGCACCGCUUCCACCGGAGGGCGUCGCCGCCCGGGUUCUGGGACACCGACUUCCCCACCACCCAGGACGAGGAGCACAACCGAGCCGAGGCGGACAAGGUCGAGCGGAUCACGGUCCAGGAGCGGUAUCGGGAGGCGAUGCGGUCUGGAGGCGGCCGAUGGAUGUUCCGCGACGAAUGA